Messenger RNA from Oreochromis niloticus (Nile tilapia), 2160 nucleotides. RefSeq names its product neuroligin-2. The record is from RefSeq and is a predicted model, not a curated record. Gene Ontology annotation, cellular component: membrane. Lineage: Eukaryota; Metazoa; Chordata; Actinopteri; Cichliformes; Cichlidae. Gene Ontology annotation, molecular function: neurexin family protein binding.
AUGAGGAGGAAGAAAAGCAGCAGGAGCAUCUUUAGUGAUCUCUAUGAUGUCAUUGAGCUGGAGAGCCUGACCAGGAGGAGUCGAACCUUAACUCGGCUCUUCCAGGGCACCCUGCAGACUCGGCUGCUGGCAUCAGUGAGGGAGUGCGGCCGCCGCUGGGAUGAUGUGAACGCCAAACUGGAGUCGACAGGUCGACUGCAGUGGGAGGUAUUUGAAGCACAAAGGGAGGAGCUUGUCGUUUGGUUGGCUGAUAUGGAUGUCCGCCUGAGUGAGGUUGACCAGCUGACAGGAAACACCUUUCACCACUCUGAGGGUCUGUUCCACAGGGCCAUAGCGCAGAGUGGCACAGCCAUCUCCAGCUGGUCCGUUAACUACCAACCCCUCAAGUACACCAAGAUCCUGGCCCGGAAGGUGGGUUGCACCUACGCAGAGACGGCUGACCUGGUUGACUGCCUGAGGCGCAAGAACUUCAGAGAGCUGGUGGACCAAGACAUCCAGCCGGCCCGCUAUCAUAUCGCCUUUGGGCCUGUUGUGGAUGGAGACGUAGUUCCUGAUGAUCCAGAGAUUCUCAUGCAGCAGGGGGAGAUCCUAAACUAUGACAUCCUGAUAGGAGUGAACCAGGGAGAGGGGCUGAAGUUUGUGGACGACAGUGAGGACAACGACGGCAUCUCAGCUGCGGCGUUCGACUACACCAUCUCCAACUUUGUUGACAACCUCUACGGAUACCCAGAGGGCAAAGACAUCCUGAGGGAGACCAUUAAGUUCAUGUACACAGACUGGGCGGACAGGGACAACGGCGACAUGCGGCGGAAGACUCUGUUGGCCCUGUUUACGGACCACCAGUGGGUGGCACCAGCUGUGGCCACUGCCAAACUCCAUGCUGAGUUUCAGUCCCCAGUUUACUUUUACACGUUCUACCACCACUGCCAGACCGAGACGCGGCCCGAGUGGGCCGACGCCGCGCACAGAGACGAGAUACCUUACGUGUUUGGCGUACCGAUGAUCGGUGCCACGGACCUGUUCCCGUGCAACUUCUCCAAGAACGAUGUGAUGCUGAGCGCUGUGGUCAUGACUUACUGGACUAACUUCGCAAAGACUGGGGACCCCAACCUGCCCGUCCCUCAGGACAGAAAGUUCAUUCAUACCAAGCCCAACCGCUUCGAGGAGGUCAUCUGGACCAAGUUCAACUCGAAGGACAAGCAGUACCUUCACGUCGGUUUGAAACCUCGUGUCAGAGACAACUACAGAGCUAACAAAGUGGCCUUUUGGCUGGAAUUAGUCCCUCAUCUUCACAGCCUGCACGACGUGCUCUUUCCCACCACUACGCGCUCCCCCGCAGGCCGUGACGCCGGAACCAUGAGGCCCAGAAACAACGUUCCUCGAACCACUCGUCAUCCUUACCUUACCUUCCCGUCAGAUCCUGAGCCCGAGGGCUCAGAGCGCCCGCCCCAGGACCUCUUUCCCGGAGACACCCGUGACUACUCCACCGAACUGAGCGUGACAGUUGCGGUUGGAGCGUCGCUCCUCUUCCUCAACAUCCUGGCCUUCGCAGCCCUUUACUACAAGCGUGACAAGCGGCACGAGAUGCGCCGGCACCGGCUGUCCCCUCAGCGGGGCGGCCCCGCCAACGACCUGGCUCACAGCCAGGAGGAGGAGAUCAUGUCCCUGCAGAUGAAGCACUCGGAGCACAACGCUCACCACGACAUGGAGCCCCUGCGACCCCACGACAUCCUGCAGCCCGCCUGCCCUCCCGACUACGCCCAGGCUGCGCUGCGCUGCGCCCCCGACGACAUGCCGCUGAUGACGCCAAACACCAUCACCAUGAUCCCCAGCACCAUCACCAGCAUGCAGCCUCUUCACGCCUUCAACACAUUCCCCUCCACCGGCCACAACAACACCCUGCCCCACCCCCACUCCACCACCAGGGUAUAGUAGGGACAGGCCCGACACAGCGCCAACUAGGGACCAGGAACACUGGCUCUGCUACCACUCUGGAAGGGAGGCCUCUAGACGUGGGCCUUCGUUCUGUCCUCUUAUUCUCUUCUUUCUCCAAAAGCAACUACACCUGCUGCGUCAUGUGCUGUAAAACUUGGCAGCUCCCUCCACUGGUGGCAUGUGGAGGUGCAACUGAAGUGUACAGCAGCAGAUGAGCAGUUUGGG